Messenger RNA from Vicia faba (fava bean), 774 nucleotides. NCBI's taxonomy places the organism in Eukaryota, Viridiplantae, Streptophyta, Magnoliopsida, Fabales, Fabaceae. The record is from the annotation of a GenBank genome assembly.
AUGGAUUCUGAAGACGAUAUGCACGAUGCCAACGAUGUUGAGUCUCUCAAUGAUGAUUCUACAAUGGCGAAACUGAAGAUGCUCCCAUUUGACGGUAAUUUGAGGAAUCAUUGUAAUCAUGUUACUAAAGAGAAAUGUGAUUUUUUGUCUUCUGUUAACACUGAGGAACAUAGUGAGGAACAUAAUAUGAAUUUAUCUAGAUUGUGUCCUGAAUUACCUGAUGAAUCAUUCGAGAGGGAUGGAGAUGAUAUGGAGGAUUUGGCUGUAUUCAAGAGACCUUUUUAUCUCGAGUUUCUGAACUUCUGCAUUGAGAGAUUUAAUGUGGCUUUUUGGUCUUCAACAUUCAAAAAAUAUGUUGACAGGGUUGUUGAUUAUUUGAUGGAAGACACGAGACAAAACACAUUGCUUUUGGAUGAUUCUCCUUACAAGAAAAUACUUAAUCCGAUAAAAAAAUCGACUUUUACAUUUCCAUACAAUUCAAUCUUUCCUCACAUAUACAAUUAUGAGAAUCAUAAUGACCUUUCAUUAGAAGUUCUAAAGAGGUUUGUGACCAUAGAAAAGGAGAUUGUGCAGAUUGAAGGUUCAGUUCAAUCAAGUGAAACAGAAGGAUUACCAAUUAAUUUGAAAGGUAAAAGAGAUUUUAUAGCUGGAGUGGCCGAUGACAAUGGGUACGGAUGGCCAAUUGCAAAAUCUCUUGCUGCAGCAGGAGCUAAAAUUCUUCUUGGCAUAUGGAUUCCUUUUUUGACAACCUUAAGGAUGUACCAGAAGAUAUAA